Messenger RNA from Caenorhabditis remanei, 312 nucleotides. RefSeq lists its product as uncharacterized. The transcript has a single exon. The record is from RefSeq and is a predicted model, not a curated record. NCBI's taxonomy places the organism in Eukaryota, Metazoa, Nematoda, Chromadorea, Rhabditida, Rhabditidae. Bases 1 to 312 code for a protein of 103 amino acids.
AUGGACAAAAACCAUAGUUUAAGACAGAAUUUAAUCCAAAGGAAUAGCACACUCCAAUGGCAAUCCAGUAGCCAACACGGCUUGUCCCUGAUUCUUCACUGCGGCCGCGGUCUCUACAAUCUUCUGAACAACCAUAAUCAUCGUAGUGAACACUGUGAAUCCAAGUCCUUCAGUCAACGACACUGCCUGCGGGAAUUGAGUCUUCAAAUCAUCUCGGAUCUCCGGUUUGACAUCUCGGAUACUCAUCGCAAAGUCACGGAGAAGUUGAAGAUUCUGAGCAGCAGUCUCUCCAGCUGGACGUUGAUCUCCUAG